Colletotrichum aenigma is the source of this 981-nucleotide messenger RNA. RefSeq lists its product as uncharacterized. The transcript has 2 exons. Lineage: Eukaryota; Fungi; Ascomycota; Sordariomycetes; Glomerellales; Glomerellaceae. The coding region runs from base 1 to 981 and encodes 326 amino acids. The record is from RefSeq and is a predicted model, not a curated record.
AUGUCAUCCACGGGAUCAGCCGACUUUGGCCUAUGGGAAUCCGAAAGAGUACGCUAUUCUCCCCUCCAAUCCUCUACUGCCGGGGUGGCAGUGCCAAAGGGCUCUCGGGACGGUUCGAAGCCCACGAGCAGACACAUCCAAGGUGGGGACCUUUCCGUUGCCACCUGCACCUCGGCAACGCGGCGGGCUGGACGUAUUCGGGUGAAGCAGCGGGUGCCGGAACCGCCGACAGUGGGGACGUCAUCCGCUGAUCUAAAGAAAUUGAAGCGGAAUGGGUAUUUUGUGUGUGGAUUGUGCGGGGAGGAAGGUAUCAUCAAGACCUGCGCAAGGAAGAGCGACCUCAAACGACAUAUCGAAGACUUUCACUACAACGACGCUCAGUGGUUCUGCCGCCACUAUGGCUGUCAUAUGGUGUUUGAUUCACAGGGCGUCUACAAGGUACACUUGAAACAGGUCCACUGCGAUUCUCUUGUGUCCGUAGACGUAGCCAAGGUCAAACUCUGCCCGCAGGUGGUAUUUGCCUGCGGCUUUGACGGCUGCUUGCAAGUGUUUGAGGCCCCGGAGUACACCAACGCCAGCCCGACCUUCAAAAAAUACGUCCGUCAUGUGGCCGAGCACUUUGAGCAAGGCGCCAGUCGUGGCGGAUGGUCGUACUCUACAAGGAUGGGCAAUCUGCUCCGUCAGAGCCAGGUGCAGCUCACCUGGAACGAGUGGACACAGAGCGAAGCAUUAAGAACAUCUCUCAAGUGGACCCCUCAGACGUCCAACAUCUUGCGGAAGAGAUUAGAAUGCCGGCACAUUGGCGACAUUAAGCUGCUCGUUCAGUACGCCUUUCUUCUAGGCACUGAUCCCGACAGCAUCAGCAGAUUUCGCGAGGACUUCGUCACACCCGUCGCCAACCACAUCCGCAGCCUCUCGAGCAAUGCCAACACAAGCGCAGUCGGGAUGGCCUCCUCAUCCCCAUCAACAAGCGUACUAUGA